This is a messenger RNA of Parasteatoda tepidariorum (common house spider), 1687 nucleotides long. RefSeq names its product HEAT repeat-containing protein 3. Gene Ontology annotation, molecular function: DNA binding. The record is from RefSeq and is a predicted model, not a curated record. Lineage: Eukaryota; Metazoa; Arthropoda; Arachnida; Araneae; Theridiidae. Gene Ontology annotation, biological process: protein import into nucleus; ribosomal large subunit biogenesis.
CAUUAAUCUUUGUAGAGUCCGCACUAAUUGGAAUUUUUAUUUCUUUUUUUCAGGAAUAUUGCGGUCUGCAACGACUAUAUAGUGUCUGAAGCAAUGGUUGAGCAAGACAUCAUGACGUGUCUAGUCACACUUUUAGAACAGUAUAAAGAACCCUGGACUUCCAUAAAAUCAUCAGAAAAUAGAAUUGACACUAAAUCAGAAAUCUUUUCAGAAGCUUGCAAUUUAUUAUGGACUUUAUGUGAAAAUAGUAGUACAGCUGUUACAGUAUUCAACGACAGGAAUCUAAUUUCAAUUUUAUUACCUUGCCUUACCAUUGAAAAUUUUAAUAUAAAAAUACCUAUUGCUGUUGCCCAGUGUUUACACACUGUAAGUGAAAACAAUGCUGCCGUAACGGAUAUUUUGCUUCAGCCUCUAAUACAAGAACAAUUGGAUGCUCUAAUGUCAUUGUCUUCAGCAGAGCCUGAACACCUCUUAUUACAAACCUUGGCUGCUGGUAUUAAAUUAAAUAUGUACAUAAGAAAGUUGGAUAAUUGCAUGAGUGAUGUGACCACCCCUAUCAUAAAAGCAGUAGCCACCGCAUUAAGCGAGCCAAUAAGCCCGAUGCUUGAAGAUUUAUCAAAAAAGAUAGCUUACCAAAAGGCAGGACGUCUUGACAAAUAUCAUGAAGAAACAGAUUUAGAAACUGAGAUGACUGCUGUAGUUAAGGCAGAAGAAGCUUUGAUUCAUCUUUUGUCUGCUAAGCAAACAGCUCUAGAAAUUCUAGGAAAUGUGUUUGAAGGCGGUUCUGAUGAUGAAAGUGAUUAUAUAUCUUGCAGCGAAACCAGUGAUGAAAUGGAUAUUGAAGUUGACAUGACCUCCUCCGAUUUUGAAAAUAGGAUUUCUGGUGACCUCAAUGAGGUGAUUGUAAGUUAUAAGUUGUGGGAAAAGGUUCACGAACAAAUCUUUCUACCUUCUGAUGAAGCUGAAAGAAACAUCGGAAAUCAUCCAUCUGCAAAAGACUGCCUAAAGAGGCUCCAUUCAGUGCGAUGUACGGCUUUGUUAUGUAUGAACAACAUGAUACCUAAAUUAGAAGUUGAUGAUGUUGGGGGACCAUCGAAACUUCUGGAAUUAUGGAUAAAUAUUGCAAAUCUUUUAUUUAAAAAAACAGAUAUGUCUGACACAGAUCAAGUAGAAGCUGCGACCCAUUGCUUGCAUGCUGCGUUAGAAAAAUUAGCCUCCUCUGGUUACACAUCACAGUUUAGUACAAUGACUGACUUGGACCUUGAACUUUUGAUAAAUGUAUAUACAAUGUCUCAAGAUCCAAGAAUCAGGGUUCAUAUUAUUGGAUCUUUGGGCACAAUUGGAAAAAUUUUAUGUGAAAUGAAAGCUCCAACAUCUGAAAAAUUAAUAAAGAUGAUUGGUUCUUUUCUUCUUGAAGCCUGCAAUAAAAACACUGACUUAUGGGUUCUAUCUGAAAUAUACGAUGCUAUCAUUGAUGUAUUUUCAGAUGACAAUGUAGAUUUUAUAGCAAAGGAAAUAGAUCUAGUCGAAAAUCUUACCAGGUUACGAGUACAUUUUGAAAAAAAGUUCAAACAGCAAAGAAAGUUUCUGGGUGAAAGAGCAGAUGUGAUAAGAACAGCAAAAGACAAUCUUAAAAAUUUUAUAAAGUAUAAAAAUGAAUAUAAUAAAAAGUAAUAUUUUAUCAUUU